Molecule: messenger RNA, 1179 nt
Organism: Dunckerocampus dactyliophorus (ringed pipefish)
Lineage: Eukaryota; Metazoa; Chordata; Actinopteri; Syngnathiformes; Syngnathidae
Product: forkhead box protein Q1-like
Exons: 1
Coding region: 105-884 (259 amino acids)
Biological process (GO): cell differentiation; regulation of transcription by RNA polymerase II; anatomical structure morphogenesis
Molecular function (GO): DNA-binding transcription factor activity, RNA polymerase II-specific; RNA polymerase II cis-regulatory region sequence-specific DNA binding
Source: RefSeq, a predicted model, not a curated record
GGCUCACAGGUAACGCAGCAUCGCCGGAACACUUUACGCACGGGACUUGACACAACGAUCCAAGUAGCUCAAGACAAUACGUGGCUUCCUCAAGAUAAAAGGGAAUGAAGCGUGGGGUUUUGUGUGGAAACCAUCAUAAUAUGAAGUCGGAUGGGACAUUCAAGGCUCCGGAGGGAGGGAAGUUGUCGCCUUUCGCGGCUGAGGAGGAGCUCGGCUCGGACGGAGACUUUGUGGCGCACAGCCCUGCAAGCGGCAAACCCAAGCCGUACACAAGGAGACCCAAACCACCGUUCUCCUACAUUGCCCUCAUCGCCAUGGCCAUUCGGGACUCCCCCUCUGGACGCUUGACCCUGGCCGAAAUCAACGAGUAUCUCAUGAACAAGUUCCCCUUCUUCCGGGGCAGCUACACCGGCUGGAGGAACUCGGUGCGCCACAACCUGUCUCUGAACGACUGCUUCCACAAAGUGCUCCGCGACCCUUCCAGGCCGUGGGGGAAGGACAAUUUCUGGAUGCUGAACCCGAACAGCGAGUACACGUUCGCAGACGGCGUAUUCAGACGCAGAAGGAAGCGCCUCAACGCCAGGUUGAGCACGCAGCAGCAAAGCUCGGAGCCGGCACAGGACGCACCGCCGAGCACCGACCUCUCAAGCACCGCUAAGAAGUUCACAAGUUCCUUUACAAUAGACACCAUCCUCAGCAAACCCUUCAGGAGGGACACUCACAGCCAUUUGCCACUUGUGUCCCCUGUGGAACACUAUACCGGCAUAAUGAUGCAGUAUUUAAAUACACCUGCUGCCUCAUUGCUUUACGUCAAACCACCAUACCAUGUGGACCCUGGGAAUGCGCAUGCGCCAAUUUGUGGUCUUCUCUCACAAACUUUAUGAAGCAUUCAUUCCGAAUGACAUUCAUUCUUACAUGUUUCAUCAUCACAAAUCAUGUGCACCGGUGCAGGAAGGAAACCAGUGGAUGACAUGAUUAUUUUUGACAUGACUUUGGUGGCAUUUUGUGGCAGUUUUCUUUAUUUUGGCCAUGCAGUCUCUUGUUUUGCUUGUGCAUCCAGCUGUGGUUUGUCACAACUGUUACUCAACUGUUUUGCGAAAAUAUGUAUAAAGCUGGUCGGUUUGCACUGUCUUUCAGAUAUGCCGAUUGUAGCAAAAUAAAAACUCCAUGUUGAUGUGU